Molecule: messenger RNA, 576 nt
Organism: Struthio camelus australis
Lineage: Eukaryota; Metazoa; Chordata; Aves; Struthioniformes; Struthionidae
Gene: HSPB2
Product: heat shock protein family B (small) member 2
Biological process (GO): response to heat; negative regulation of apoptotic process; protein refolding
Cellular component (GO): nucleus; cytoplasm
Molecular function (GO): structural constituent of eye lens
Source: RefSeq, a predicted model, not a curated record
AUGGCUGCACGGACCGUCCCCCACGCCUACCCCAUGAGUUCGGAGUACGAGUUUGCCAGCCCCAGCAAGAUCUACGACCAGAACUUCGGGGAAGGUGUGUCCCCAUGUGAGAUUUUAGCUCCUGCCCUGUAUCAUGGCUACUACAUCAGGCCUCGGAUCAACAAGCAGCUGGAUCGAGGCACCUCCGAGAUCAGCCUCAACGACCACAAAUUCCAGGUGUUCCUGGAUGUCUGUCACUUCUUGCCGGAUGAGCUCACUGUCCGCACCGUGGACAACCUGCUGGAGGUGAUGGGGCAGCACCCGCAAAAGUCUGACCGUCACGGCUUCAUCUCCCGAGAGUUCACCAGGACCUACAUCCUCCCGCUGGAUGUCGACCCCUUGCUGGUGAGAGCCACCUUGUCCCAUGACGGCAUCUUAAGUAUUGUGGCUCCUCGGACCGGGAAGGAGGUGAAGGCCAGAGUCAACGAGGUGAAGAUAACCCACCAGAAGCAGCCGGAGGGCAAGGAAGAACAGCCCAAGGAGGAACAGCCCAAGGAGGAACAGUCCAAGGAAGAGAAAGAGAAAGAAGAAUCCUAA